UCGGGGGGUUCGGACGAACCCCCCCGCUGAAGCAAAUGGUCCGCUUUCAGAACAAACAUUCGAGAUGGGCAGGCCAGAGAAAAGAAAACAGGAACUGAAAAUUGCAUCCAAGAGAUGUCAAUCCCUGGAUAAAUUCUUUAACAAUAAACGACCACGACCAAGAGAAGGGCAAACCCAACAGGCACCACGAGAAGAACGCCCGACUCCUGACGAAAAAAGUAAUCCAUCAGAAUCGCCAUCAGGGUCUGCUAGCGAAGGAUACAAAGAAGAAUCCCAAACCAAGACACCUACUGCAACAAUUAACGAUAUUGGACAUAUCAUUACUGCAACAAUGUCAGUACUAGAUAUUAAAAAAGCAAUUGAAGGACUCUCUGAUGGAGAAAAAUAUACACUAAUCAAACACCAUAGCCAGCCGUCCGAAACAUAUACAUUUCCUAUAAUAUAUGUUGGUGGCUGUAACCGCAGUUUUAAACUCAGCUGGUUGAAGGAAUAUCAAUGGUUAGUUUAUAGCCAAAAACUCGAUGGUGCCUUUUGCAUCAUGUGUUCACUUUUCUGUAUGAAUCGAGAAGGGAAAGGGCAAUUUGUCAAUCGGCCAUUUAUAAAUUGGCAAAAGAAGUCCGAAAAGUGCAAAAGCCACGAAAGCAACGAGUACCACCAAGAGGCAAUGCAAAUUGCAGACACGUUCAUCAAAAGUAUUGAAAAUCCUAAUGCCACUAUUCCAAUUUUGAUGGAAAACAAUAGGUCAAAGAACAUUGACAAAAACCGAGAAAUACUUCGAUGCAUUGCAGAAGCAAUUGUGUAUUGUGGCAAGCAAGGUAUAGCAUUACGUGGGAAGAACGAACACUUGGAGGAUGAGAAAACAAACCCGGGAAAUUUUCUCUCCUUGAUCAAGGUACUGGCUAGGUAUUGCUCAACCUUACAUGAACAUUUAAUGGAGCCACAAAUGAAAUGUGUCACUUACUUGUCACCACAAACACAAAAUGAGUUACUCGAUGUUAUAGGCAAUCACAUAAUUCUCGGUGACCUUGUCCAAGAGAUAAAGACAGCACAGUUCUAUAGUAUCAUGGCGGAUGAGGUGACAUCUCAUAACACUGAACAGCUGGCUCUGUGCGUCCGCUUCGUGGAUUCAGAUGAAAAUAUUAGGGAGGAGUUCAUACAAUUUUCAAAAGUGAUUCGCACCACGGGUGAAUAUCUGGCCAAUGAGAUCAUUCACAUACUGGAAAACCUUGGUAUACCAUUGAAAGAUAUGCGUGGUCAAGGAUAUGAUGGGGCGAGUAACAUGUCAUCUGGUCGAGUUGGCGUCCAGGCUAAAAUCCGAGAGCAUGCUCCAUUAGCAACAUAUGUGCACUGUAGUGGCCAUUGCUUAAAUCUGGUUAUAAGUCACGCCUGUAACAUACCAGAAGUGCGUAACAUGAUCGACAAACUUAAGAACUGUUGCCUUUUUUUUCCGAAAUAGCCCAAAGAGAAAUGAACUUCUUGAGUUGAUUACAGCGAUUAAAGUCGAGAACCAAACAAGGAGAAAAACUUUAAUUGAUCUCUGUCGGACCCGAUGGGCGGAGCGCCAAAAUGCCUACCAACACUUUUACCAGUGCUAUUUCUUUAUUGUUGAUGCCCUACAGGUGAUCGGCUACAAGAUGCAUCUUGAAGAAUACAAUGGUCUACAUGAAGGUUUUGCAGAAUUGUAUUGGGAUUGGAAAACACAGACCCGCAGUGAUGCGCAGCAGUUGCUCACUGGUAUAACAAGUUUUGGCUUUAUUAUAGUUUUCCUCACAGUCUACCAAUAUCUCUCACAUCUUUCUGGACUUACUGUUCAGCUCCAAAGCUCCUCUCUGGAUAUUAUUCAUGCAUAUAAUGCCGUGAACGAUAUUAAAGAUAUCUACAAGAAAGAGCGCCAUGACGUUGACAGUAAUUUCGAAUCUGUAAUUUUCAAACAGGCAGAGAGAAUGGCAGCAAAAGUGGGUGUUGAGCCCAAUAAGCCAAGGGUCAG
Gigantopelta aegis is the source of this 1987-nucleotide messenger RNA. RefSeq names its product zinc finger MYM-type protein 1-like. The transcript has 2 exons. The coding region runs from base 65 to 1456 and encodes 463 amino acids. The record is from RefSeq and is a predicted model, not a curated record. NCBI's taxonomy places the organism in Eukaryota, Metazoa, Mollusca, Gastropoda, Neomphalida, Peltospiridae.